Molecule: messenger RNA, 1341 nt
Organism: Peniophora sp. CBMAI 1063
Lineage: Eukaryota; Fungi; Basidiomycota; Agaricomycetes; Russulales; Peniophoraceae
Source: the annotation of a GenBank genome assembly
AUGAAGUUACCGCGGCCCAAUCCACGCAAAUACCUCACUAAAUCUUACUGGCACCUCUCAACGCCCCCCGCGUCGAUCGGCUACCUGUUCCUGUGGCUCGCGGACGGCGCGAACGUCGGCACGAUGCAGCAGGCGGGCGCCAUUGUAUCGCUGGGCUUGUCGUGGCGCGAGGCGUCUGCGGCGACCGCGAUAGGCAACAUCGUCAUCGCCGCCGCCCUCACGCUGAACGGCGCCAUCGGCUCACGGCACCACGUCCCGUUCUCCAUCGCCUCGCGCGCGUCGAUGGGGCUCUAUCUCUCGUACUUUGCCGUCGUGUCGAGGCUUGUGCUCGGGCUUUUGCACUUCGGAAUCAAUACGUAUAUCGGCGCGAGCUGUAUGCUGAUUAUGCUCGAAGCUAUCUGGCCGUCUUUGAAACACUACCCGAACAGUAUACCGGCGCACAUCGGCAUCACGAGUAACAAGAUGAUAGCCUACUUCGUCUUCUGGACCUACCUCACGCGCUACGCCCACAAGACCUCCGACGCCUACUGGCAGCUCCUCUUCGCCCCCAUCGUCUACUUAUCCUUCUCCUUCAUCGGCAUCGUCAUUGCCUCGGCCGGCCAGUCCAUCUACGGCAAGCUCUACUGGGACCCCACGUCCAUCGUCGCGCUCCUCCCCUCGCGCGCCGCCUCGUUCUUCUGCGCCUUCGCGUUCGGACUGGCUACGUUGGGCACGAACAUCAGCACGAACUGCAUAGCGAGCUCGAACGAUUUCGUGUUUCUGGCGCCGAGGUGGUUGAGCAUACGACGUGGGGCGCUGUUGACGGCUGUGCUGUGCGGGUGGGCGACGUGUCCGUGGAUGAUCCAGGCUAGUGCUACGAGCUUGACGACGUUCUUGAGCGGGUAUACCAUUGUGCUUGCUCCGAUUAUAGCUAUCAUGGUGACCGACUACUACCUCGUCCGCCACAUGCACCUCCAUAUCCCAGCACCGUACCAGAACGAGGGCAUAUACAGGUAUCGGGCCGGCGUCAACUGGCGCGCGCUCGUGACUUUGCUCGUCGUGGUGCCGAUCCACCUGCCCGGUCUGAUCCACGCCAUCGACCCAAAAGUCGAUAUAGGCAACUACCUCUACUUCUACAAAGCGUUGUGUUUCACGUCGUUCUUCAUCUCCGCCUCGAUAUACUUCGUACUGUCCAGGCUCUUCCCGCCGACUGCGACACUCGUCGAGCAGGCUGUUGGAAGUCUUCAAGGGGAGGGGAAGCACGGUGUGGAGGAGCCUUCUUCCGAUGAGCAGAAGGUGCCGGAGUCGGAGAAGGAUGCUGAUCUAGACGUAUUUGAAGGAGAUGCAGUCAAUCGUGUAUGA